This is a messenger RNA of Penicillium lagena, 1341 nucleotides long. RefSeq names its product acid phosphatase PHOa. Bases 1 to 1341 code for a protein of 446 amino acids. Gene Ontology annotation, biological process: phospholipid catabolic process. Lineage: Eukaryota; Fungi; Ascomycota; Eurotiomycetes; Eurotiales; Aspergillaceae. The transcript has 3 exons. Gene Ontology annotation, molecular function: hydrolase activity, acting on ester bonds. The record is from RefSeq and is a predicted model, not a curated record.
AUGAAGGUCGCUCUUGUGACCGUGCUGGGCGCUGCCACUUUGGCGCGUGCUGGAACCAUCACGACCUCGGAGCCCGCUGUCGCUGCGAUCGAUGCUGCGAUGGCGACCACUCUGCCUGAGACGACCACUUCGGAUGUCAAGGGCUUGGCCUUUGACCGUUUCUACCAGGUCUGGUUAGAGAAUAUUGACUAUGAUGUUGCGGCCAAGGACUCCAACAUGGAGUGGCUGGCGUCGCAGGGUAUCCUGCUGACCAACUACUACGGCGUCACCCAUCCCUCCGAGCCCAACUACUGCGCUGCUGCCGGUGGUGACAAUUUCGGCAUGGACAAUGACAACUUUCACCAGAUCCCGGCUAAUGUCUCCACCGUUGCCGAUCUGCUUGACACCAAGGGUAUUUCGUGGGCCGAGUACGAGGAGGCCAUGCCAUACCCUGGCUUCCAAGGUUACAACUACUCCAACCAGGUGACCUAUGCAGAUGACUACGUGCGCAAGCACAACCCGCUGGUUCUCUAUGAGUCGAUCACCAACAACGACACCAGGGCUCGUCAGAUCAAGAACUUCACUCAGUUCGAGUCGGACCUGGCCGACAAGAAGCUCCCGCAGUGGGCGUUCAUUACCCCCAACAUGACCAACGACGCCCAUGACACGAAUAUUACUUUUGGUGCGAAGUGGGAGCGCAGCUGGAUUUCGCCUCUGCUGAAAAACUCGUACUUCAUGGACAACACGCUUAUUCUCUUGACUUUUGACGAGGACGACACCUAUCCCAAGGGCAACCGCGUCUUCAGCAUUCUGCUUGGUGGUGUCAUCCCCGAUAACCUGAAGGGUACCAAGGACGACACCUUUUACACUCACUACUCGAGCAUUGCCAGUGUCUCUGCCAACUGGGGUCUCCCCUCUCUGGGCCGCUGGGACUGCGGUGCCAACAUCUUCGAGAUCGUGGCCAACAAGACCGGCUACGUCAACUACGACGUUGACACCACCAACCUGCGAUUGAACGAGACCUACCCGGGUCCCCUGUCCAUUGGCGAAUACUCCAAGUUUUCGCCCAUCUGGCCUAUCCCGCUCACCGACGCCAAGUGCUCUGCUGGUCAUGGUAUCCUGGACAUCGUCAAGAAGACCUACGCCAAUACUACCCCGACCUACAACUACACCAGCCCCUACCCGUGGGACUCCAAGGCCAACUACAACACGAAGGUUACUGCUACCCGCAGCAGCAACUCGACGAACACCACCUCCUCGGGUGCCGCGGCUACCACCACCAACGCCGGCGUUGCUGGUGUUGUGCCCAGCUCGGCAGUUGCCAUCGGUUCUCUGGUGGCUCUCUUCGCCUAUGUUUUCUAA